Messenger RNA from Iphiclides podalirius (scarce swallowtail), 3945 nucleotides. The record is from the annotation of a GenBank genome assembly. NCBI's taxonomy places the organism in Eukaryota, Metazoa, Arthropoda, Insecta, Lepidoptera, Papilionidae.
AUGUGCUUUGAACCCAGCGGUACCUGGGUACUUAUUGUAAGCGAACAAAAAGUACUGCUCGUACCUUUCCUUCCCUUAUUUACUCCGGAAAAUCUAUUUGAUUGCAAGUGGUCGUCUUCAAGAGUUACUGUUUUACCACUAGGAGAAAUACCACAAGCAACUUCUGUUGUGUGGUGGUUGACAAAGGAAUCAGAAAAUAUAAUAAUUAUUGGAUGUAAGACAGGAGUCAUUACAUUCUAUUCCUUGGAGUCUCAAACUAUUGUUGGAGAAACAAGGGUUACAGGGGAAAUUCUUGAUUUACAAAUAUGUUUUGAUGAUUCUCUCGAUUUAUUAGCUCUUUUGAUCUCACGAGGACAAUCUCAGCAAUGGAAGUUAAUCUUAGAGCACAGAUCACUGGGUUACAACUGGCUUCAACAAAUACGGGCCCAGAAUGACAGAGAAAAAAAGGAUGGUUUCAUGUCUUACAUAAGACAACUGUCCAAAGAUAAAAUUACAUUUUUCACACAAGGAACCUCCAAAGAUGACAAAUCGCAAACUGUGGAAUAUGUGCUUAAACCUGUUGAAUAUCUUCCAAUGUUUCGAAAGGGCUCUAAUAACUGGGCUUUAACAGCACAAUAUGUCAAUGGACGUCAUUUUUUGACUGCUUUUGAACUAAAUGAAGGCACAUUGAUUCUUGAAAGUCCAGAAGACGCUUCACCAUCCAGAACUUUGAGGCCACAUAUAAAAAAAGAUGGCUUAUACAUUCAAGGUUUAUGGUCACAGCGACUUAUCUAUUUAUUGAGAAGGAAUGAACUUGAAGUUCACAGCGCCAAUUUUUCUGUAGUUCAGGGUGAUGGUUUGCUGGGACCAAAAAGAGAGUUCUCUGAACUGUGGUCGGCUGAGCUUAUUGGCGACGUACAUCGUGCUUACUUAAUGUCAGCUAAGGAACCUCCGUCGACCCCAGCUGGCUGGCGUGAACCGACAUUCAUGUGCGACUUACAGCUCCCAAGAUUCACCAUAGAGCCAUGCCUCGUUGUCACCAGCUGUGGGGCCUACGUUUUGAAUACUGUCGUCGAGCCCUGCGAGUGGCUGGUGAGCUUGAUAAUGCGCGGUGGCGUGGGUGCGGAACAGUCUGCCGCCGCACUGGGCGCCUCUGUGCCCACCCUGCUCAGAGCGGCCGCCGACAUGCUAAUGUCCCGCGGGAAGAUAGCUCCCGCGCAGUACCUGUUCUCUCUGUCGCAGAGCCAGCCAGACGGCUGGGUUGCCCGAUUAGGAGUGUUUGGGCGCAUGCACGAAUUGUCUAUGUUCAAACACACGGGUAACUUGGGCAACUUUGGAUACGCAGCAAUAACCGCAAAAUUGCUAGCUAUGCUUCUAAAAGCCGGCACUAACAGCGAGGAGAAAUUUGACUUAGACAUGCAGAUCACACCGCUGACCGCGGUGGAACUGCUCGAGCUGACGUCGACUGCCGCCGCCAUCGGACUAUGGGAGCUGGUGCCGCUGUUCAGCAUCCAGCACGGCCACCCGCACCUGAUGCUGGCCGCGAUCAGGUCGAGGGGCGACCUGUGCCGGGGCGCGAUGGUGUGCCUUCUCCGGCACAGCUGCCUCGUGCCCAUACUCCUGGAGGAGAACGGCCAGUGGCUCUUCGACUUCAUCACGGAGAAGUGCAACAAGUUCGACACCAAGCUUUUGAAGUGCUUAUGUCUCUGGAUGAGCCCCCUCCAAGAUCAACUGCGACCCGUAAUGCGCGAUUUGAAACAAGGAAUAACAUCUAUUUACACGACGCGCAUGCUUCAGCUGAUCACGACCUACAUGCACGUGCUGUGCGCCGUCGAAGCGAGGACGCCCCGCCCCGACAUACAAGUGGAGGCGACAAGGAAGCCGGAGACCUGGAAGAGCCAGUACACGGCGAGGAGGGCGCUCUCCUGCGGCCUCGCGCAUUGGGCGAUCGCGGACGACGGAAACGCCAGGGUCAUGAUGGCCAACGUGCCGGUUAACACGGAAAUCGUCGGACGGGUGCUGGACGUGGCCUGUGGCAGGCAUCACACUUUAGUGCUCACCGAGAACGGCAUCUACGCGGCCGGCGACAACUCGUUCGGGCAGCUGGGCGUGGGCGGCGGCUGGGCGGGCGCUGUGGGCGACUCGGCCAGCUCGUCCGGCGCCCUGAUGCGCGUCCGAUACGAGUGGACCGCGCCGCUGGUGGCCAUCGCGGCCGGCCACUACCACUCGGCGGCGGUCGACGUUGGCGGUCGACUGUACACCUGGGGGUGGGGCGUUCACGGCCAGCUGUGCCUGGGCACAAUCGACGACCACUGCACACCGCAACUGGUGACAAAAUUCCUAGGGAGAAAGGUGCUGAGCGUGGGGUGCGGCGCGUGCCACACGGCGGCGCUGAUGAAGAACGGCGAGGUGUGGGCGAGCGGCGCCGGCGUGUUCGGCCAGCUGGGCGGCGGCGCGCGCGACAAGGCGGCCGCGCCGCUGCGCGUGCCGCUGCACGAGCCCGCCGCCGCCAUCGCCGUCGGCUACUUCCACAGCUUGGCGUUAACAGCAAAGGGCCAGGUGUGGUGCUGGGGCGCAAGUCCGCAGCAAGUGCGCGCGAGUCAAACUCGGCGGGCGAACUCACCGGCGUCAGCCGCUCCCGCCUCCGCCACCGCUUCCGCUUCCGCGUCCGCUCCGCUCGCGCCCGCACCCGACCCGCACCUGCUGCCGCAGCUCGUCGACACGCACAACGUUCGCGGGCGCAUCGUGCAAUUGGCAGCCGGUUGGCAUCACUCAUGCAUUUUAGACCACACGGGCGCUGUUUACACUUGGGGCUUGAACUUUGAUGGCCAGCUAGGAAGCGGCGACCGGAAACAGGUCGUGGUACCGACGGAAGUGAGGAUACGACCCGAGUCCCAAGCGGAGAACCAUAAGGCAACCUCAAAGGCAACAGAUGGCGAGGAGACGAGUUCUUGCAGCAAGGCGCUGGUCGCUUGCGGGGGCGAUUUCACCAUUUACAUCGACGACGACGGAAAGAUAUACGCCACGGGGAACAUGAGCAUGCAGAUGAAUAACGAAAAGGAAAAAACGAAUAAUCGCAUUAUAAUGAUGAAGACGACGAAACGCGUAAUAAAAAUACCGGCGAGUCGCAACAACAACAAGUUUCUGUUUCAACCGGUGGAUAGAGUGGAUAUCAUGUUCCCCUUCGACAUUGAUGAUUUACAACGCAGGCCUAUCGAGCCAGUUGCGAACCCUUUGGAAACAAUGAAAGAUUUCAAGAAGAAAUCGUGGGCCGACGAUAUCAUUCUUCUACUGCAGCCAUGGAUCAAUGAGGAAACCCUAAACGGAAAUCCCAAUAUGGCGGCCAAGUUGGCAUACCAUAACAAAAUGUAUUCCAACUGUCUGAAAAUGUUGCUAAGCACUUUAAAACACGGCUUACCCGAGGACCAGCUAUAUUUCACACAUCAUGAAGACACCGGGGAAAUGAGUGACUCAAGGAAGAAGGAUGAACUGAAAAUAAUAAUUACAAGCACAAUAUCGAAAAGAAUUAAGGACAUCUCCCUGUCUAUAUUAAAUGAGCAACCCUAUCCAAUCAUAGACUCAUGUGUCUACCAGUCUCUACCAUGUUGCUGUGACGAGUUGAAAUAUUUGAAGGCAAAGAAUGUAAUAUCUCAGCAGAUACCAAACCAGGAAAUAUCAGAGCGGGAUAUGUCAGUCAACGCAGCAAACAUUAUUGACAAAUGUAUCAGUAUUUUUCCAGUUGACACCGGUUUAUGGGAAGUUUGUUUCCGUCUGUCUAAGGAUUUUUAUCUAGAAAACAAUCUGUCCAUUCAGGAAUUGGAGAAGGUUUUGCAUAAGUACAUGGCAUCUAAUGCCACAACAAUGGCAGCUGCAAUAAUGUAUUCAAAUGAUUGUGCUCAAUAUAGCAAAAUUCUUUCACCAAAAUUCUACCUGAAUAUGUGCAGUGAAAUAAUGGAUACAUGGAGU